Aspergillus steynii IBT 23096 is the source of this 1407-nucleotide messenger RNA. RefSeq lists its product as uncharacterized. The record is from RefSeq and is a predicted model, not a curated record. The coding region runs from base 1 to 1407 and encodes 468 amino acids. Gene Ontology annotation, molecular function: S-adenosylmethionine-dependent methyltransferase activity. NCBI's taxonomy places the organism in Eukaryota, Fungi, Ascomycota, Eurotiomycetes, Eurotiales, Aspergillaceae. The transcript has 2 exons.
AUGGAAGCAGACGCCGAAACUGUCUUUAACUACCUGGGAAAGCGCUACGAGGACGCAUUUCUCGACAGCCCUAAACUGUGUCAGGUUGUACGCCGUACAAUAAGCGCUCUUGAACCUCAUAGUCGCGUCCUGGACGUCGGCUGCGGCACAGGCAAGCCGGUCGCCGACAUAGUAGCGAGCGCCGGUCAUGAGGUGUACGGUAUCGACAUCUCUGAGACUAUGGUGAAUAUCGCUCAUUCGCAAGUGCGCGGAACAUUCCAGAAGGCGGACAUGAGACAGUACACGCCACCCUGUGCAAUGGAUGCCGUCUUUGCAGUGUACUCGCUGUUCCAGAUCUCCCCGAGCGAUACACAUUCCAUGGUCUUCAAGUUCGCCGAGUGGCUACGGGAAGGAGGUCUGUUGGUCCUCGGUGUCACGCCUAGUACGAGCCUCAGGUCGGACCAGGGCACCUUUGAUCCCGUCUGGGGCUGCAUUCGCGAGGUAAUCAAACCGUGGAUGACAUGGGUGACCAAGGAGACCUUUCUUUCGGAACAAGGCUGGUUGGAUCUGUUGCGACAGGCUGGGUUCAGCAUUGAAGCCGAGCGACUGUUCCAGUUUCUGCCAAAUGAUGCGGAGCAUAAGACUGCUGAGGCACACUACCUUCUUGUUGCGAGGAAGACAACAUCAACUCCCUUGCUUGGUCCAUAUCCUCUCCCGCAAGAGCAUGCAGUGCUCCCUUUGCUGCAUGAAAAGACAUGGGCGUCACUGCAACGCCAACUUGUCAUUGAGGGCGGACAGACCCCGGUACUUGGUCAUAUGGCUGGGGCCCAGAGUCUCCUCGAGUUGGGCUGUGGACUAAGCUCAUUUAUGAAGGCGUCCGAGAUGUCAUUUGAUGGAGCCACCCAGUCCCUUCCAGCUCUGCUCGAAAGGUUGCCUUUCGCAGACGGUCAAUUCAACGCCACAUUCUCAACAUUCGCCCUUGAUUCCGUCCCGAAUCUCCGGUCUGCACUAUCAGAGCUCGCUCGCAUCACGGAUCCAUCCUCCCCAGCCGCUAGCAUUACCAUCGUGCAAGGGGCCCCAGACAAUGAGGUGAUCAGACUGCUGAACUCCGUCUGCCUCCCUCGGAGCACACAAACCCCGCAGCCAAGUCACCAGGGGUACUUACUGCACUAUGCAAAGAAAGUAUUAUCCAUGGAAGGGUUCGGGAACAUUUCUCUUCACAGAGUGAGAAGCAAGUAUGUCUUCGCGGAACAUGAUACUGUCAAUCAUGUAGCAGACUUGGUGGCCGGGUCUAGAUAUCGCGAAGACAACAAGCUCGAGGAAAUGAAGAAGGCUCUGGCACCGCAUUUACUGAACCUGUUCAGUGAGCACCCGGAUACACUUCGCAACGAUUUGGUAAUGCUUAUUGCCAGACCGACGCCGAACUAG